Vitis riparia (riverbank grape) is the source of this 2455-nucleotide messenger RNA. RefSeq names its product probable leucine-rich repeat receptor-like protein kinase At1g35710. Lineage: Eukaryota; Viridiplantae; Streptophyta; Magnoliopsida; Vitales; Vitaceae. The coding region runs from base 50 to 2338 and encodes 762 amino acids. The record is from RefSeq and is a predicted model, not a curated record. Gene Ontology annotation, molecular function: ATP binding; protein binding; protein kinase activity. The transcript has 2 exons. Gene Ontology annotation, biological process: protein phosphorylation.
AUCUAGUGUUGUGGCGGUGCUGCUGCUGCUGGUGGUGCACACGGUGUCAAUGACUCAUGCUGCUUCAACUCAUUCAUCUACUGAUCACUCACAGGUUGUGGCUGAGGCUGACGCUCUGCGCAACUCCGGUUGGUGGAUAUGGAGCCACCCAGCUACCUCUAACCAUUGCAGUUGGUCGGGCAUAACUUGUAAUGAGGCCAAACAUGUCACUGAGAUAAGCCUACACGGUUACCAAGUACUCCUACCCCUGGGUGAGCUUAGUAAAUUAAAUCUUUCUUCACUUCCCAGCCUCAAUUUUCUCGUCCUUUCUGGAAUGGGACUCAAUGGUAGCAUAUCAGACCAAAUAGGUACUCUUACUAAACUCACCCAUCUUGAUCUUUCUUAUAAUCAACUCAAUGGUAACAUCCCACAGCAAAUGUAUACUCUCACAGAACUCACCCAUCUUGAUCUUUCUGGUAAUCAACUGACCGGCCCCAUCCCAUACCAAACAGGUACUCUUACAGAACUCAUCUUCCUUCACCUCUCUGGGAAUGAACUCACUGGUGCCAUCUCUUCAUCUUUAGGCCGUCUUACUAAACUCACCCAUCUUGAUCUUUCUUCUAAUCAACUGACCGGCCCCAUCCCACACCAAAUAGGUACUCUUACAGAACUCAUCUUCCUUCACCUCUCUUGGACUGAACUCACUGGUGCCAUCCCUUCAUCUUUAGGCCGUCUUACUAAACUCACCCACCUUGAUCUUUCUUAUAAUCAACUCAAUGGUAGCAUCCCACACCAAAUGUAUACUCUCACAGAACUCACCCAUCUUGAUCUUUCUAAUAAUCAACUCAGUGGUAGCAUCCCACACCAAAUAGGUACUCUCACAGAACUCACCUACCUUGACCUCUCUUGGAGUGAACUCACUGGUGCCAUGCCUUCAUCUUUAGGCUCUCUCACUAAGUUGACUUCUUUGAACCUUUGUAUGAAUCAAAUAAAUGGAUCUAUCCCUCCAGAAAUUGGAAAUAUUAAGGAUCUAGUCUCUUUGGACCUUCAUCGUAACUUAAUCAGUGGAGAGAUACCUUCCAAGCUAAAAAAAUUAAAGAGAUUAAAGUGCUUAGAUCUCUCGUAUAAUAGACUAUCAGGCAACAUCCCGCCCUUUCUCACCAUCAAUAGCGACUGGGAGAAACUUGAUUUAUCCCACAAUGAUGAUUUGGAGGGUUAUUCACCUUUCGUUCACAAUGGAGGAAAGAAGACGGGUGCCCAAGUUCCAACCAGAGACACAACAUCCCAGCACACCAUUAUCACCCCUUUGCUCCUCACCUUGGUUUUUGUAACCUUAAUACUUGGGUUAGCCUGCCUUUGGUGGAAGAAAAGAAAAGUUCAACCAGAGCCAAUGGCAAUCAAAAAAAAUGGAGAUUUGUUUUCCAUAUGGGACUAUGAUGGGGGAAUUGCUUUUGAAGACAUCGUCUCGGCAACAGAGGAUUUCGAUAUCAGAUAUUGCAUAGGCGUUGGAGGCUAUGGCAGUGUUUAUAGAGCACAACUUCCCACUGGAAACGUGGUUGCUGUGAAGAAACUUCACCGAUCAGAAAUAGACGAGCCGACAUACUUGAGAAGUUUUAAGAAUGAGGUACAGAUGUUAGAAGAAAUACGGCAUCGGAACAUUGUGAAACUGCAUGGUUAUUGUCUACAUAAUAGAUGCAUGUUUCUCAUUUGUAUGUACAUGGAAAGGGGAAGUUUGAAUUGUAUGCUGAGCAAUGAGGUUGAGGCUGUUGAAUUGGAUUGGGUUAAAAGGGUGAAUAUUGUUAAAAAUAUGGCCCAUGCAUUAUCCUACAUGCAUCAUGAUUGUACCCCACCAAUCAUUCAUCGGGACAUAUCAAGCAAUAAUAUUAUUUUAGAUUCAAAACUUGAGGGUUUUGUAUCAGAUUUUGGUACAGCGAGAUUAUUAGACCCCAGUUCGUCCAAUCAAACCCUUAUUGCUGGCACCUAUGGCUACAUUGCACCGGAGUUUGCCUACACAAUGGUUGUGACCGAAAAAUGUGAUGUGUAUAGCUUUGGGGUGGUGGCACUAGAGACAAUGAUAGGAAAGCAUCCUGGAGAACUAAUCACCUCAUUAUUAUCGUCAUUAUGCCAAGAUAUAAUGUUGAGGGAUGCAUUAGAUUCACGCGUUUCACUUCCUGAAGAUCUACAAGAUGCUAAAGAUGUAGUUUUCGUGGUCCUUUUAGCUCUCAAAUGCAUCCAUUCAAAUCCGCAAUCUCGUCCAACAAUGCAACAAAUAUCCUAUAAACUUCUUGGUAACAUACCAUUUCCUAAGUCGCCCUUUUAUGCAAUUUCCCUCCAUGAAUUGAAGAAUCAAGAAAUGUAAUUUAACAACUUGUAUAUAUGUUAUAUAAAACUAGUUCUUUUUGUUUUCAUAUUACCGAUGUGUGCUUGUUAUUUUGUUGUUGUCAACUUCUCAUUGUAUUUGGAGGCUAUAAUAAAU